Molecule: messenger RNA, 3603 nt
Organism: Topomyia yanbarensis
Lineage: Eukaryota; Metazoa; Arthropoda; Insecta; Diptera; Culicidae
Gene: Mat89Ba
Product: nucleolar protein 6
Exons: 6
Coding region: 125-3571 (1148 amino acids)
Biological process (GO): rRNA processing; tRNA export from nucleus
Cellular component (GO): UTP-C complex; CURI complex; small-subunit processome
Source: RefSeq, a predicted model, not a curated record
GUCCUCUGAUGUAAAUAAAAACAAUGUGCGCUACCUAGAACGGUUCGAAUAAUCACGUUUUGUUAAAAGACGUGUUCGUUGAUUUAAUUUUUUGUAUAUUAUUGCAUUCAAAGUAUCCGUUAAAAUGAAAAAAGUUUUUUCUAAGAAGAGAAAAGCCUCAAAGCUAACCGCAAUAGAAGAACCUGACUAUGACUCGAUGGUCGAAGACGGCACUGACGAAGGUUCUGAAGAGAAUUAUGCCUCCAAACAGGAAAUAUCAGAUAUUGAUAGUGGCCAUGAAAGCGCAGGUGGAAGAUUUGUUAGAGCACUUCCACGGGAUGUUAAACCAAAAAAAGCUAAAAAAUUGAAAGCAUCUGAAUCCGAUGAGAAACAUCAACUUAAGAUUAAAGCGCUGAAGGAACUGUACAAACCUCCUACAGUCGAAGAGAUUAACCGGCUGAAGGAAACGGACAACUUUUAUCAUUCGAAUCUUUUCCGUUUACAAGUUGAGGAAAUGUUACGCGAACUAAAAGUGAAGACAAAGGUUACCAACUACGUGGAGCGUUGGUUGGAUGAUUUUAGGAAGUUUUUGCGCACCUUGAAGGAUGCGGAAACCGAAAGAUCUUUAGAAGACGUCAGUUAUGAAGCUGUCUCCUUUCCACUAACAUUUCCGGACAACUCGGAUUUCCUCAGCAGAGAAGGCUUCAAAUUCGCUCAGCAACGGAUUGUUCACCAAAUUGGUUCGGCACGACUGGGAACGAGCUAUGGGAAAGUACUCGCUGUGGAUUUGCUGCUCGAAAUUCCGAAUAAGUGUUUUCGAAGCGAAGAUUACCUAAAUAUGCGCUACCAUUACAAGAGAGCCCAUUUUCUGUGCCAUUUGGCGGAAGGAUUGGCCAAGCAGUCCAAGUAUCAGCUUGUUGGGAAAGUGAAAUUUGUGCCGUUGAAAGGUGAUGCGCUGAAACCGGUACUGGAAGUGACUCCGGCAGAAGAUAAGUUUUCCAAUCGAGUGUGUUUUAUUAUUCAUGCUGCUUCGAUCGGGAAAUUUUCUCCUAAACGAUUCCUACCGGAUAAAAACAACGUUAGACCUGCUGUGAUUGGUAAGGACACCUCUAUGGAUUCCGGUCUUUGUCCAACACCCCACUACAAUACUUCCAUUUUGUAUGACAUGUGCCUUCUAAAGAAUCAGGAAAUGCUAGAAAGCAUACUACAAUCAGAUCACGUUCGCCAAGCCAUCAUCCUGUUGAAGGUAUGGCUUCACCAGCGACGUUUCAACGAAGGAUACUAUGGCUUUGAUGGUGCCGUGGCGACUUUCUUUAUCGCUCACCUAAUGCGGGCUCGCAAAAUAUACAACACAAUGAGUAGCUACCAGAUUAUUCGAUUGUUCUGGAAUCAGUUGGCCAACAGUCAUUGGGAUACCGCUGGUAUAUCUUUGGAAGCAAAUGUGACUAAUGAUUUGAUUAGUUACCACAAGUGCUUCGAUGUGGUAUUUUUGGGUAACUCGGAAAUGUUGAACAUAUGUGCUAAUAUGUCCGGUGAUUUGUACCGUCGAGUUAGGGAAGAAGCAUCGGUCGCCAUUCAACUAUUGGACAAUCAAAAAUUGAACAGUUUUAUUGCGCUGUUCCUCAACAAGUUUCCCGUUUAUACCCAAUAUGAUCAUAUCCUCAGCAUCGAGAAGCCGGAUCUAAUUCAAUCUGUAAUAGAAACAUUUGGUACCGAUAGCGAUAAACUGAACUACUUCGGCAAUUCGUAUGCACAUUUCCGAAAAAUGGUACAUGAAUUGCUUCGACAAGGUCUUGGACAGCGAGUGAGAUUUAUAGUCCCUAUACAGAUUCACCAUAAGAACCAGUUGUGCUUGUCGUUCGGAAUCCUUCUGAAUGCCCAUGAAGCAUUUUCCGUAGUUGACAAAGGCCCGGAAGCGAUUGAUAAGCCUGCAUCAGACGACUACCGAAACUUUUGGCGUGGAAAAUCCGAACUACGACGGUUCAAGGAUGGAUCCAUCACGGAAUCGUGCGUUUGGGGAUCGAGUACGGAUCCCAUCGGGCAGAAGCGGUUGAUCUGUCGAAAGAUUGCGCUGUAUCUUCUGAAUUCUCACUACGACAUAACUGAAACGAAGCUGACCUAUUCCGCCCAUCAGUUCGAAGUUUCCGUCAAGCCAGAUGGAUCCGAACUGCAUGAGACCGUCGAGGAACGCUCGCUGGCAUGUAUUCGUGCGUUCGACAACUUGAGUCGUAUCAUGAAAAAGUUGGACGAUCUGCCGCUGACGAUUAAUUCAUUAGUAGGAACGGAUGCGGUAUUUCGCUAUGCAGAUCCUGACCCCCCUAGAGCGACAGUCAAAGCUAUACUCGUUAACGGUCAGCUGAUGUUCCUAGCUUCCCAUGUGAUCAACGCAACGAUACAACUCGAAGCAAGUGGCAAGUGGCCAGAACAACUCGAAGCGAUACAAAGGUUGAAGGCAGCGUUUUACCUUAAAAUUGCGGAUUCGAUUCGAGUUUAUGCUGGCGCCACAACAGAGCUAGUGCCGCAGGCGUAUGCUGACUAUUUGGAUGUAAUGUAUGAAAAAUAUCUGUUCCGGUUCCACAUUGUCCACCAGCGGGAGAUUACACUUCUUCGGGAGUAUUUAGCCGAUAAUCAGGUCACGAAAUUGUAUCGCGACUCAGAUCGAAGUAAACAGCUGGAAAUGCAGGCAACGAUCUUACCCAAGCUCACCAGCAUCCUACAUGGUUUGCACCAGCAACACUUCUCCUUCGGUUCGGUGGCAGCUAUGGCCAAGCGGUGGCUCUACGCACAGCUAAUCGAUCCGUUCCUGUGGCCGGAUGAAUGCACCGAGCUGCUCGUUGCCGCGAUGUACGAGAAGCAAUGCUCGACACUUCAACCGCAGGCGGGUUUCUUGCGAUUUUUGGAAUACUUGGCCAACACCGAUUGGACCAAGGAGUUAAUAUUGCUUAAUUUUAAUGAAGAAAUUCCGGAGGAGAAAGUUGAAGAACUUGAAAAACAGUUCAUCCAUCGAAGGGAUAGCUUUCCGCCGUUGGCCAUAGUAACAUCUUGUGAUGCGGAUAAGUUUGGUUUGUUUAGCAGGAGGGCACCCAGCCAGGAGGUUCUUGGCAGAGUUACAUUCUUGGCAAAGAAUGUAGUUUCAAUAAUUGAGCAAAAUUUCAGCGUCAUUAGAACCCGAGUGCAUAUAUUUUACAAACCUUCGUACGAUGGGUAUGAUUUGAUUAUCCAUUUGGAAGGAAGCAUUGUUCCGGCGGUUGGAAUAACCAGCAUCGAUAACUAUACACAAGGCAAGAGAGCAAAGUUGCUGGAAGACGAGACCAAGAAUCCUGCUGCGGGAUUCAAUCCAGUGCAAUUUUACUUGAGCGAACUGCGGGAGGGUUACCGAAAGUAUGCUGUUUUCUUCUACGAUCAUUGUGAAGGAGAUAGGAUUGCGGUUUUGUGGAGACCUGAUGCGAUGGGGGAGAAACCAUUUACGACAACCAACGUAAACGGCCGACUACUUUCCAAGGAAAAAUCGUUGAUAUUGAAUACAGAAGCAAUCAUACGAGACUUCGAAAUACUUGGAAAGGGAUUAGUGCGUAGCAUAGAACGUAAAUAGUCAUCAAAAAACAAACAAUAUAAUUCGUCCCA